UUGAUGUUAGUCGUUCCCUGUAAAGUCCAUUUGUACUUGAAACCUCUUGGAAGCCAAAAGUGGAGGAGAUUGAAGAUGAUAGUUCUGGUAGUGGUGUGAGUCAAUAAUGAAUCUGAUGCUCACAUCUUGCCCUGCCAACCUUGGUCCACUUUGAUUCACUCUCACAUUUCAAUUACCAUUCUUUAUUUUAUUUUUUUCACCCUUUUAUGGUAAUUAUCUCUUUAUUUAGAUUAAAAAAUAAUGAUCUUUAAUCUUAUAAUAUAAACCCACUUUUUCAAAACUUUCGUCUAGAUAAGGAUCAUAAAAUUUUGUUUUGUAUUUUGUGAAAAAUUUGAAACAAUUCUAUGCCUGUUUUCAUCUUUAUCUACACAAAUAAUGGGGGGUAAUUGAAAAGUGGGAAUAUUAUUGUCAUGUUACACUACUAUUACACUACAUAAAUAUAUGCAAAUGUUUUCAAACAACACAUAGACGACACGUUUGAGACUUACUGGUAAUGGCCAUUGUUGUCAGUUAAAGCUUCUGUUACUAAUCCGUCCAACACACAGAAUAAUAUAGCUUCAUGUUUAUAUACAUAUAUCUUGGAGGUGUUAAGAAAAGGUGAAAGAUAUUAACAAAGAAUCCUAAGCUUGACAUGGAUAUUACUAUUUUUUAUUUAACUGACAUAAGCACUGCCCCUCUAAUCUCCUGCCUGUAUUCUUAUAUAUGUAUAUAUAUUAUAUACACACACACACACAUAUCAUAAUUCAUAAACUUCCCGAAUACCCAUCUGCUCUGAGCAGUGUGGUAUAAACUGCUAUGACUAAUUUCCAAAGAGAAUAUGAAGAUGAAGAAGAGGCUACAACCCAGAUGCAGGCCAUUAAUGAUCAAGAAGCUGAACCAGAGGCAAAAAGUCAACAUGAAGAUGGUCAUGAUCACAACCUAGGUGAAUUAUUGAGUUUAGGCCUCAACAAUUAUUGCGGUGAUGAAGAUCAUGAUCAUCAUCAUCACCCUCUUGAUUACCACUUGGAUCAUCUCCAAGCAAAACCUGCAGGUAAUAAUAAUAAUAAUAAUAAUAAUUACAACAAAGUUUUCUCUUGCAACUUCUGCAUGAGAAAAUUUUACAGCUCGCAAGCUCUGGGCGGUCAUCAGAACGCUCACAAGCGAGAGAGAGGAGCGGCCAGGAGAUUCAAUUCUCAGAGGACAAUGAUGAUGAUGAUGGCGGCAACGACUACGGCAACUGCGUUUCCUUUUUCUCUCCCAGUUCGAUCACUCGGCGUCCAGCCUCACUCGCUGGUGCGCAAGCCCCGCCGAGGAGGAGCAGGUGGCGGAGGAGGAUCGUCAAUGGUGGCACGGUUUGGUGAUGUGAAUCCAGGGUUUGGGAUGAUUCCAUGGACGCCUGAGGAUGGAAUGGAUUUGAUUUGGCCAGGUAGCUUUCGGUUUCAAGAUUUGCCUAAUUUGUCAUCACCGUCAGAUGAUAGAACCACUGACUUGAAUCUUCGGCUUUGAUCUGAGUUUUGUAUGUCAAUCUGAGUUUUUUUCCUUUCUUUCUUUUUCAAGCCUAUACAUAUACAUAUAUAUAUAUAUAUGAUCUAUGUAAUACAUGGUUUUACGAAGCAAAUAAGGUUCAGAGAAA
This is a messenger RNA of Carica papaya (papaya), 1612 nucleotides long. NCBI's taxonomy places the organism in Eukaryota, Viridiplantae, Streptophyta, Magnoliopsida, Brassicales, Caricaceae. The record is from RefSeq and is a predicted model, not a curated record.